AUGAGCGGCAAUCAAGAGGUUCGAAUACACGAUGUAUGGAAUUCCAAUGUUGAAGAGGAAUUUGGAAAGCUGCGGAGUCUCAUUGAGGAUUAUCCUUUCGUGGCUAUGGAUACCGAAUUUCCAGGGGUUGUGGCAACACCUCUAGGAACAUUCAAGAGCAAGGAGGAUUUUAAUUAUCAGCAAGUGUCCUGUAAUGUUAAUAUGCUUAAGUUGAUACAGGUCGGGUUUGCGUUGGUGGAUGAAAAAGGUGAUCUGCCUGCGACAGGCGACGUUUGGCAAUUCAAUUUCCACUUUUCCCUAAAUGAUGACAUGUAUUCGCAGGAAAGUAACGAAGGAAUUUCCAUGGAUAUUUUUGGAGAACUGCUAACAACGUCUGGAUUGGUGGUAGACGAGAAGAUUACUUGGCUCACUUUUUCAUCAGGGUACGAUUUCGGAUAUCUCCUGAAGUCGAUAACUCUUGGUGAAUUGCCAAAAGAGGAAUCUCAGUUCUUCCAAUUUCAUCGUGCCCUUUUCCCGCGUUGCUACGACAUAAAGUUGAUGUUGCGAAUGCCUGGAUCUCUCAAUACCAAGCUUAAAGGUGGCUUACAGGAGGUUGCCGAUCAGCUAGAUGUGAAGCGGCAUGGCGUGCGACACCAAGCUGGAUCAGAUGCCCUUCUUACUGCGAAAACCUUCUUUAAAAUCAAGCAGCAAUUUUUCAGUGAUAAUUGGGAAAAGGUCUGUUUUUUUAUGAACACUAGUGCUUCAUAUUAA
This is a messenger RNA of Angiostrongylus costaricensis, 750 nucleotides long. Lineage: Eukaryota; Metazoa; Nematoda; Chromadorea; Rhabditida; Metastrongylidae. The record is from the annotation of a GenBank genome assembly.